CAUCUCCCAGUGGCCCCUGCGCUUCUGGCUGGUAAGAUGGUGGCGCGCGGUAGGAAACGCGCGGCGGGGGACCCCGAGGGGCGCCUCACGAGCCCGCCGGGCUACUCAGCCAUUCCAAUCAAGUUCUCAGAAAAGCAGCAGGCUUCUCAUUACCUCUAUGCCAGGGAACACAGAGUUCGCCAAGGUGCCCAGUCCAGCUGGCCGCAGAAGCGCACCCUGUUUGUCCUCAAUGUGCCGCCGUACUGCUCGGAGGAGUGCCUGUCGCGCCUGCUGUCCCCCUGCGGCGCCGUCCAGUCUGUGGAGCUGCAGGAGAAGCCGGACCUUGCGGAGAGCUCAAAGGAACCGAAGUCCAAGUUUUUCCACCCUAAGCCCCUCCCGGGCUUCCGGGUGGCCUACGUGGUGUUCCAGAGGCCCAGCGGAGUGGCCGCCGCCUUGACGCUGAAGGGCCCCCUGCUGGUCUCCACUGAGAGUCACCCGGUGCAGAGUGGCAUUCGCAAGUGGAUCGAUGACUAUGUGGACUCGGUGGCUGACCCCGAGGCCCUAAGAGUCGAGGUGGACACGUUCAUGGAGGCCUACGACAAGAAGGUCGCUGAGGAGGAGGCCAAGGCCAAGGAGGAGGACGGCGUCCCCGACGAGGAGGGCUGGGUGAAGGUGACGCGCCGGGGCCGGCGGCCCGUGCUGCCCCGGACGGAGGCCGCCAGCCUGCGGGUGUUGGAGCGGGAGCGGCGGAAGCGGGCGCGCAAGGAGCUGCUCAACUUCUACGCCUGGCAGCACCGCGAGACCAAGAUGGAGCACCUAGCACAGCUGCGCAAGAAAUUCGAGGAGGACAAGCAGAAGAUUGAGCUGCUGCGGGCCCAGCGCAAGUUCCGGCCCUACUGAGCUGCGGGGCCGGGCCAAGGGGCGCCGGCUGUGAGGACACGUGGGCCCCUGGUCCUGGGCCCUCGGGACGCAGCUGUCACCCCACCCCCGCCUGCCCCCUUCUCCCGGUCCUGUCGUUCCUCAGGGACCCUGCGGCAGGGAAGCAGCCCGUGGGAGUGAGGGACAGGGACGGUUUAUUUCCCUCCCAGUGGCAGCACAGGGGGCUCUGGAAACGCAGGGGUACUGUUCCCAGCCCCGCUUCCUUCCCACACCCCAGGUCUGGACUCUUCGCCCUUUAUUUCCUUUCUGCGGUACUGGGCCCUGAGCCCAAGGUCUUCACACUGAGCCACAUCCCCAGCCCUUUCUAUU
This is a messenger RNA of Chinchilla lanigera (long-tailed chinchilla), 1227 nucleotides long. RefSeq names its product ribosomal RNA processing 7 homolog A (gene Rrp7a). Lineage: Eukaryota; Metazoa; Chordata; Mammalia; Rodentia; Chinchillidae. The transcript is spliced from 7 exons. Gene Ontology annotation, cellular component: UTP-C complex; CURI complex. Gene Ontology annotation, molecular function: nucleic acid binding. The record is from RefSeq and is a predicted model, not a curated record. Gene Ontology annotation, biological process: ribosomal small subunit assembly; rRNA processing. The coding region runs from base 37 to 879 and encodes 280 amino acids.